CGCUCACUCAGUCCUUGCGGUGGGAGCUUUCUGACCCGCGGAACCCUCAGAGUCUGGCAGAAAUGUCGAAUGCAAAGGAAAGAAAACAUGCUAAGAAAAUGAGGAACCAGCCCACUAAUGUGACUUUAGCCUCUGGCUUUAGGGCUGACAGAGGUGGUAAGCACCAUUUUGGAGAGGGGAGACCUUUUCAAUCUCAAAAACAAGAACUUCAUUCUGGAUCCUCGCAGCAGUGGCAAAACAAGACGAGCCCCCACUUGCUCCCUGAGUCUGAUGGGAAUGAGCAAUCUUCCUCCAAAAUAAUGUUUAAGAAAAAGGGGGGCUGGAAAGCGGGUCCCGAGGGCACGUCCCAGGAGAUCCCCAAAUACAUAACCGCCUCUACUUUUGCUCAAGCACGCGCUGCUGAAAUCAGCGCUAUGUUAAAAGCUGUGGCCCAGAAGUCAUCGAAUUCGCUGGUUUUCCAGACUCUUCCACGGCACAUGCGGCGAAGAGCCAUGAGCCACAAUGUCAAACGCCUUCCUAGACGGUUGCAGGAGUUGGCCAAAAAAGAGGCAGAGAAAGCUGCUCAUCAGAAAAAAGAACUUUCAAAAAAUAAAUGCCACAAAGCCCGAAGAUGUCACAUAAACCGGACGCUGGAAUUUAACCGUAGACAGAAGAAGAACAUAUGGUUGGAGACUCACAUCUGGCAUGCCAAACGCUUUCACAUGGUGAAGAGGUGGGGCUACUGUCUCGGAGAGAGGCCCACGUCCAAGAGCCACCGGGCCAGCUACCGCGCCAUGACGAACCUCUGCCUCCUACAGGACUUAUCGUAUUACUGUUGUUUGGAGUUGAAGGGCAAAGAGGAGGAAAUACUGAGGGCGCUUUCUCAGAUGUGUAGCACAGACACAGGACUGACUUUCGCUGCAGUUCACUGCUUGUCUGGAAAGCGACAAGGGAGUCUCGUGCUUUACCGGGCAAAUAAGUAUCCCAGAGAAACGCUUGGGCCUGUCACGUUUAUUUGGAAGCCUAAGAAGACCCCAGAGGAUACGUCUGAGGAUAGGCAGUUGUGGAUCUGGCUUCAUCCGACUCUUAAGCUGGCUGUCCUGGAGGAAAUGAAAACAGUGUGCCAGUGCUCAGAACCCGUCAGCUCAAGUGUCUCCGUUCCUGACCCACUCCCGACACCAGACCGAGAGGAAACUCAGCCUGAAGUGGAUGGUGAAAACAUUGGCAAGAAAAGGAAAAGGAAAGACGAUGCAGAGAGCGCUGAACGGACCAAGAGAACGCUUGGGGAUGGGACUAGAGACCCGUGCCAGCCGCGCUCGUGGGUCUGUCUUCCUACAGGGGUCGUCAUCAGUGAUCUGACGAUGGAGAUGAACAGGUUCCGGCUGAUCGGCCCUCUUUCCCACUGCAUCCUGACCUCGGCGCUGAGGGCUGCUCCUCUACACACAGGGGAAGAGGAUGCAGAGGAGACACCCCAUCACUGGUGGAGUGGCGCUUGCAAGAGCUCCGAUGGUGUUGUCCUUCAUCAAAGACAAGAAGCCGUGUUUCAGUUGCUGGGAGGAGUCUCCUCACCAGCGGAAAUUCCUGCAGGUACUAUUCUGGGAUUGACAGUGAGGGAUCCGAGAACAAAUUUGCCCCCACAGCGGUCCAGAGCUUUGCCGCAUCCAGAAAGACACCAAGAUAAUGAGCAAGUUAGACAGCUGCUUCUGGAGGGCGUGCCUGUGGAGUGUGCCCACAGCUUCAUCUGGAGCCGUGAUAUCUGUAGGAGUGUCACAGAGAAUAAAAUCUUGGAUCAGGAUUUAAAUCGGAUGAGAAGUGAAUUGCUGGUGCCAGGGUCACAGCUUGUUUUAGGGCCUCAUGAAUCCAAGAUACCUAUUCUUCUGAUCCAACAGCCAGGAAAAGUGACUGGCGAAGACCGGCUGGGCUGGGGAAGUGGCUGGGAUGUCCUCCUUCCCAAGGGUUGGGGCAUGGCUUUUUGGAUUCCAUUUAUCUACCGAGGUGCAAGAGUUGGGGGGUUGAAAGAGGCAACAGUGCAUUCUCAGUAUCGAAGAUCACCUAACAUCCCAGGUGACUUCCCAGACUGCCUUGCUGGGGUUCUGUUUGCAGAAGAGCAAGCUAAGGAUCUUCUAGAAAGCUACAAAAGACGCCCUCCUGCCAAAAGGCCCAACUAUGUUAAGCUUGGCACCUUGGCACCUUUCUGCUGUCCCUGGGAGCAGCUGACUCAGGACUGGGAAUCCAGGGCUCAGGCCCGAGAGGCAUCUCCUAUAGACAACCCAGGACGACUCUCAGUGCCCUGUGUCCCUGAAGAGAUCUGCCAGGCUAAUGAGGCAGACAUACCUGAAAACCACCUCACAAAGCCAGAAGUCACAGGCUGUCAAGCACAGGCAGGGACCGAGAUGGUCUUAGAGCACGGUGCCGGUGAGAGCCACACCUCCGCCGCUAGCCAGCUCUGUGUUCUGCGGAGUAGGAAAUUACUGAAGCAACUCUCUGCUUGGUGUGGGCCCAGUUCUGAGGCCAGGCGGGCUCCCUGCAGCAGCCAGCGAGAACUGACCAGAAAGGCCUACUUGUCCAUUCUGGAUGAUUUCCCCAGAGCCCUGGUGUGGGUCAGCCUGUCUUUGCUCAGGAAGGGCAGCCCCGAGCCUCGCGCCAUGAUCUGUGUCCCGUCCAAGGAGGACCUGCUCCAGCUCAGUCAGGAUCCAUGUUACCAUGGACCCCUGGAAUCCAGACACAGCGACCCAUUCAAAAGCCUGAUUCUGAAAGAGAAAGAAAAGAAGAAAAUGGAGAAGAGGCAGAGCCAAGAGCACACUGCCUCGUCGGGCCUGGCAGCCGGGGCGCCCACAGCUGAGCAGGAAGCUCUGAUACGGGGACUUUGGUCAGGCCCUCUCUCAGGACUGACGUCACACUGCUCCAGAGUCCUCCUGGGCUUCGUCACACAGGGGGAUUUCUCUAUGGCCGUUGGCUGUGGAGAAGCCUUAGGGUUUGUUAGUGUGACUGGCUUGCUGGAUAUGCUGUCCAGCCAGCCGGCAGCCACAAGGGGCAUGGUGCUCCUGCGACCACCUGGCUCUCUGCAGUAUCGGUUUGCAAGAAUUGCCAUUGAGGUGUGAAUUCCGGUUAGCAGCCUGGCUGGACAUAGAUUGCUACUGUUUUUGUUGACUCCCAUGGGAGUCUUGGCUGCUUUUGUCAUCUGUUACAAUGUGCAGUUUGG
Messenger RNA from Arvicola amphibius (Eurasian water vole), 3181 nucleotides. RefSeq names its product POP1 homolog, ribonuclease P/MRP subunit (gene Pop1). Gene Ontology annotation, biological process: tRNA 5'-leader removal. Gene Ontology annotation, cellular component: ribonuclease MRP complex; nucleolar ribonuclease P complex. The coding region runs from base 63 to 3080 and encodes 1005 amino acids. The record is from RefSeq and is a predicted model, not a curated record. NCBI's taxonomy places the organism in Eukaryota, Metazoa, Chordata, Mammalia, Rodentia, Cricetidae. The transcript is spliced from 16 exons.